CAUGCUGGGAAGAAACAGGGAUCCCGGCAGCUGGGUUUCAUUGUUUUGUGUCUCCUUUUUCUCCUCUCUUCACCAGCUGAUAUGCUAUGAAUAUCUAAGUGUCUGCUACCGAGCUUUUUCUUUCUUUUCCUCUUUUCUUUGUUUAGUUCUUUCUCAGAUCUCUUUCCUUCCUUAUCUUCACAACUAAGUGAGAUCUUGUUAAAAAGCUGGAGUCUCUCUGCAUCUUGAAUUUUGCAUGGCUGACAAGGGACUGAGUGCUGAGAAGCUUGGAGCCUGGUAUUUGCUGAGAACAACAAUUGCUCCAUCCCCCUCCACCACCUAGCCUAGGCUGCCCUGGGCCCGACCUUUGUUGGAUCUUCCAGUGCCAAAGAAGAUGGAUCUGCCCUAAAGUGACACCAUUCUGGAUUACUUUAUUGCAGCCCUUUUCUUAAAGGGCAACACACUGUCUUUUGUUUUUGUUUUUCUUCCUCAUUUGGGGAGUUUGUGGGGGAGUAAAGCAGUCACCUCCUCAUGGCCUUUCAGGGUCCUAGCCACAGCAUCCCCACCCAGAUCUGUGCCAACAUGUUUGGAGGCAUCAGUGGUCUCAUUCAGACGCCCACAGCAGCAGGAACAACAGCUUUGGGACAGAAGUUUUACUGCCUGCAUGGGACAACAGUAUCACAGGCACCUCCUCUCCAACAGGCAUUGCAGGCAAGCCAUUCAACAUCACCCAGGCCAACGGAGCCCAUUCUGGAACCAGAACCGGACCGUCCAAUUGGAUAUGGUGCUUUUGGAGUUGUCUGGUCGGUGACAGAUCCUCGGGAUGGGAAACGUGUAGCCUUGAAGAAGAUGCCGAAUGUCUUCCAGAACUUAGUCUCGAGCAAACGGGUUUUCCGGGAAUUAAAGAUGCUAUGUUUCUUCAAGCAUGAUAAUGUACUGUCUGCGCUUGACAUUCUACAGCCCCCUCAGAUCGAGUGCUUUGAGGAAAUCUAUGUCAUUACAGAACUGAUGCAGAGUGAUCUUCAUAAAGUCAUCGUAUCACCUCAACCCCUCAGCUCAGACCACAUUAAAGUGUUCCUCUACCAAAUCCUCCGAGGGUUGAAAUAUUUACAUUCUGCUGGCAUUUUGCACCGUGACAUCAAACCUGGGAACCUCUUGGUCAACAGCAACUGUGUACUGAAGAUCUGUGACUUUGGACUAGCACGGGUCGAGGAGCCAGAUGAGACGCAGCACAUGACCCAGGAAGUGGUAACGCAGUAUUAUCGGGCUCCAGAGAUCUUGAUGGGAAGCCGGCAUUACUCUAAUGCCAUUGAUAUCUGGUCAGUUGGCUGCAUUUUUGCAGAGCUGCUUGGCAGGAGAAUUCUCUUCCAAGCCCAGAGUCCAAUACAACAGCUGGAUCUUAUUACAGAUUUGCUGGGAACUCCACCACUGUAUGCUAUGCGGUCUGCCUGUGAGGGGGCCAAAGCUCAUAUUCUGCGUGGGCCACACAAGCCGCCUUCACUGUCGGUCCUAUAUAUGCUGUCAGAUGAAGCAACACACGAGGCUGUUCAUCUCCUGUGCAGGAUGCUGGUGUUUGAUCCUUUAAAACGUAUCUCUGCAAAAGAUGCAUUGGCCCACCCUUACCUAGAUGAAGGACGAUUACGGUACCAUACCUGCAUGUGUCGCUGCUGUUUCACCAUAUCCUCAGGAAGAGUCUACACCAAUGACUUUGAGCCCUCUGCCAUCCCCAAGUUCGAUGACUCCUAUGAGAAAACUCUUGCCUCUGUUUGGCAGGUUAAAGAGCUCAUUCAUCGGUUUAUUAUUGAACACCAGCAAGGUAAACGAGUGCCGCUUUGUAUCAACCCUCAAUCUGCUGCCUUCAAAACAUUUAUCAGGUCCACAGCAUGGCACUCUUCAAAAGUGUCCAAAAAAGAAGAGAGAUGAUUCUGGUUACAAAAGUCUUGAAAAGGAAGAUGAGAUGGAGAGGAGAGAAAGUGAGCCUGGCCGAAUGAUGUUUCAAGCCAGACGAUUGUAGGAGAGUCGUGAACAGAAUGUGGACUAUUGUUCUGCAGUUUGAAGAGUCAGGGAGGGGAAUGCGGGGAGGGUUAAAGAUAUGGGUGUGAGGCCUGAGGGUUGAAGAGAGGCUUUCCAAUAGUCUGUUUAUUUUUAAAUACUUGAAUUUUAUCUUUGUUACUGAACACUGGAAAUGGCAUAAUGAGUGACAGAAAGAACUGGAAAAUUACCAGUAUGCCCAGAAUGAAAAAAAAAAAGAAAAACUAAAGUACAGAAUUCAAAUAGUUUUCAGUUGUGUUCUAGCCUGGUCUGAACUGAAAACAAAUAGAAACAAUUAAAAAAAUGAACUGUGUUGAAGUAGGGGAUAAAUUGCUAGCAACAGAGGUACCCUAGGAAGAAAUUGGUAAACAGACGCUGGAUUUUACAUUGCUCCAACUCUGCAAGCUGUUACAAUCUUGUUUCCCAGAAAUUUAAAUUUCUUUCUUACCUGGUCCGAGACACACUGGAAGCCAAAAUACAAGGUGGGCCACAACCUGGGAAGUUGAGUAUGUAAAAUAUUACUGCGGUCACAGUUUGUCCAUUGUAACACUCAGCUCACUGGAAAUUUCAGGACUGGGUGCAAAAAACGUUGCUCAUUAUGUUUCUUUUUUUCAUUGAGGAGCAAAAGCAGUUCUGUGUGAGAUAUUUAUUUGGUUUGUGGACUUGGAUAAACAUUCCAAUGUCAACUUUUUUUUUUUAACCCUUGUCUGGCAUCAUUUUAAUAUCACUAUUUUUUUCCGAUACAACAAGGUGGUUCUCUAACACUGUACAUUUCUAAACAUGCAGGUUUUAAUAGUGUUUUAUUCUAUCAAAUGGCACAAUGUUUUUCAAACUGCACAUGGUAAAGUAUUUAAAAACAUUUGUAAUGUUGCACACAAUUGGCUAUCUAGUUUAAAGUCACUGUUGUAGAUGGUUAACUUGUUCACAGAUGUGUAGGUUCAUUUUUACCUAGUAUUUUUGGAAGAUGUAUUUGCUUACAGAAACUUAUUUGUGAACACUCUGGUGUCCCAUUAUCCACUUCCGAUGUUUUAAAAAUGAAUGUGUGUAUGCAAAAAUUGUAGGAAAAUGUGAACGGCAUUGUUUGUAGAACUUAUUGGGAAGGAUACACACUGUUACCCCUUCCUGUGCUCCUUUUCACAAUUCCCCAUUCCCGUGCUACACUUGAUGUAGUUCUCCCAUUAAACCACAAUUUUACCUCUUUUA
Molecule: messenger RNA, 3213 nt
Organism: Protopterus annectens (West African lungfish)
Lineage: Eukaryota; Metazoa; Chordata; Ceratodontiformes; Protopteridae
Product: serine/threonine-protein kinase NLK2-like
Exons: 11
Coding region: 511-1902 (463 amino acids)
Biological process (GO): protein phosphorylation; intracellular signal transduction
Cellular component (GO): nucleus; cytoplasm
Molecular function (GO): ATP binding; MAP kinase activity
Source: RefSeq, a predicted model, not a curated record